This is a messenger RNA of Tachysurus fulvidraco (yellow catfish), 1755 nucleotides long. It is a transcript of the gene wnt6a, whose product is annotated as wingless-type MMTV integration site family, member 6a. The coding region runs from base 364 to 1425 and encodes 353 amino acids. Gene Ontology annotation, biological process: canonical Wnt signaling pathway; cell fate commitment; multicellular organism development. The transcript is spliced from 4 exons. Gene Ontology annotation, cellular component: extracellular region. The record is from RefSeq and is a predicted model, not a curated record. NCBI's taxonomy places the organism in Eukaryota, Metazoa, Chordata, Actinopteri, Siluriformes, Bagridae. Gene Ontology annotation, molecular function: frizzled binding; cytokine activity.
UUAGUUUGAGGAUCACUUUGUGCAAAACGCCUCCAAAGGAACCGGUACGAAGGCGGAACUCACGCAUGCUCCUCUCGCGUGCGCACCGUGCUCAACGGGUAAACUGCGCUCGAGCUUUUUUGUGGUUGUUGUUUUACUUUAAGGCGUAGGGUGCUAUCCAUGUGCACUUCUGCCCCACUAUAUGCACUCACCGGGACAUCAACUCCUGCAUCUUUUUUCUUCUACAAAUCCUCUUUCCCAGCUAGCAGAGCCUGCGCGGUGGAUCCUGAAACGAUGCGAGCUUUAAGGUUCUCUGCUAUUCACGAUCACCUGUGUAGAACAACUGCAGGUGGAUUUCACUUAUUUUGAACUAUUCUCUCCUGGAUGAUGCUCCCAACACAAGCGCACCUUUUUCUUGUCUUCACUCUAACCGAUCGCCUGUGGUGUGUGAUGGGCAGUCCUCUUUUGAUGGACCCAAACAGCAUUUGCAGGAGGAGUAAGCCUGCAGGAGGUGCAUAUACUGAACUGUGCCAAACCCAGCCAGAAAUAAUCCAAAAAGUUGCCAAAGGAGCUCGGUUGGCUAUACGCGAAUGUCAACACCAGUUCCGCUCUCAGCGCUGGAACUGUACAGGUCAUGGCAAGAGUCUAGGCAAGAUCCUGCAACAAGAUAUUCGGGAGACAGCUUUUAUAAAUGGCAUCAUGGCUGCAGGAGUGCUGCAUGCAGUAACAUGGGCCUGCAGCCAGGGGGAGCUGCUACAAUGUGGCUGUGUGGCAAUUAAAAGCUCUUCUGGUAGCCCCAAUGAUCAUGCUAUGGAGAGUUCAGUUCCUGCUCACCAGGAUCAACGCUGGGAUUGGGGGGGUUGUGGGGAUGAUGUGGACUUUGGCUACAAGAUUUCCCGGCAGUUCAUGGACACCAGGACGCGGAAGGGCAGGAGUGAUAUCAGGAGUCUGAUUGAUCUGCACAACAACGAGGCAGGCAGACUGACUGUAAAGACCAAUAUGCGAUCUGAAUGUAAAUGUCACGGCCUCUCUGGCUCCUGCACGCUCCGCAGCUGCUGGAGGAAGUUGCCGCUGUUCCGUCAGGUUGGAAAUCAACUCAUGCAGAGCUUCCGAAUGGCAGUUCGUGUGAUGGGUGGCAACGAUGGCAAAUCCCUCGUUCCCCUCAACUGGGAUGCCCUGCCCCUGGGUGCCCACAGUCUUAUCUAUUCAGAUGAAUCCCCAGAUUUCUGCAUGGCCAAUCGCAGGACAGGAUCCGAGGGGACACGUGGUCGGGUGUGUAACGGUACAGAGACAGGGCCUGGAGCCUGUGAUUGGCUGUGCUGCAGCAAAGGACAUGAAGCACACACUCUUGAGUAUGAGGAGAACUGCCAAUGCCAGUUUCAGUGGUGUUGUGAGGUACAAUGUGAGAGAUGUGCUGUGAGAAAAGAAGUCAACAUCUGCCUUUAGACUCUAAGAGCUGUAGUUUCUCUGUCCCAUAAAAUACACUAGGGUCAUCAUUUGGAAUUAUGGGUUCUUCAAUGUGAUCUCAUCAAAACAAUAUUUCUAAAAUUUGCCAAAUGCUGACAAAUCGUAUCAGAAGAAGAUUCAUAAAUAAACUCUCAAGAGACAUAGCCAUCCACUGACCAUUCUUCAAGCUCAAACAUUUUUUUUCCUGCUCACAUGUGGUCAUUUGGGACAUGUGUGUAUUAGGUUUCCUAAGGAAAUCCUAGAUCUGCCUAAUUUAUGCAGGCCAAAAAAAAUCUUUCUAAAAACCUGUUGUAUGCAUUUUAUUUAAUC